AUGGCUCCGACGAUAAGAACCGUCGUAGAUUACUCUACUCACCAAGAGCACUCCGUCGAUUUCUUCGGAAACAAGUUGCUUGUCACCGUAACCCGGACUGCAUCCAUCAUCAGCCAAUGGAUCAGAAACAUCGAGCCCUACAAUCGUCGUCCGUACUCCUCUCACCCUUUCGUCGUUGGGGUCGGCGUUCAGUGGACUCCGGCUGGUUAUCACUCCGGUUAUCCACGGGAUAGCUCUUACUCCGAUGGUAGCUACUACGGCGAUUCUUCACCUGGAAACUACAACGGCAACGCUCCUCGGAACAGUUACUACUCCAAUCCUCCACCGGCUAACAACUACGCCGUUUCUCGGCAGCGCAGCAGCUACGCAGAUCCUUCGCCGCGUGGCUACAACGUCGAUCCUGAAGCAGACACUCUCCAGCUAUGCGUGGGUAACCGAUGUCUCAUAAUCCAGCUAUCUCAUUGUGACCGCGUCCCCGACGAACUCCGGAGUUUGCUCGCAGAUCCGGAAACCAUCUACUUCGGCGUAUGGAACCACCAAGACGCGCGGAAGCUAGCAGGAUGUAGACAUCGGUUGGUGACUAGAAAACUUUUGGACAUAAAGGAUUAUGUGAAAGAUUCGACAGGCCGGAGCAUGAGUGAUUGUUCGUUUGAAGCGAUUGUCAAGGAAUGUAUGGGUUAUCAUGGAGUGAGGCUAGAUGGGGAGAUCAGCAUGAGCGACUGGAGCGUUUACAACCUUUGCAAUGAACAGAUACUCCAGGCCUCACUAGAUGCUUACGUUUGCGCCCAGAUCGGUGUUUGGCUUCGUGGCUAG
Messenger RNA from Microthlaspi erraticum, 813 nucleotides. The record is from the annotation of a GenBank genome assembly. NCBI's taxonomy places the organism in Eukaryota, Viridiplantae, Streptophyta, Magnoliopsida, Brassicales, Brassicaceae.